AUGGAUCUCGAGAUGGAUUUGAAAUCUUUGGAUACAGUCUAUGGAACAUUAAUGUUUCUUAGACCAGCUUUUCAGGAAUUGCUACCACCUUAUGUCCGAAAAUUUAUUCGAGAUAUAUUCUACUGGCUUUUACCAUAUAUCCGCAAGGAAAAGUUCACAAUUGAUAUUGAUGGUGGUUGUUAUGGUACUGAUGGCUUCUCUGACGUCCAGACAUACCUUAGUUCCAAGUGUUUUGAUUCCAUUAAUCAUAUGAAAACAACUACUAUUGGAAAACCGAAUAAAACCAAUUACACGAUCGCUCCCGAUGGUAUCGUUACUGAUACUUACAAAGAUAUUGCAUUCACGUGGAUUCUGAAAGAGGAGAAAUCAGAUGAAACUUCGUACUACGUGACGAAAAUAAAAAUAUAUUUUCAGCUUUGUGCCCAACAAAAGUAUAAGACAUUUAUGCAUGAAAGCUAUUUACCUUACAUAAAGAAACAAGUCAAGAGAGUUCAGUUUGAGAAUCGAGGGAAAUACAUUUAUACCAAUCGCAGUGAGAGUGAUGAAUCUUGGACACGAGUUUCACGUUUUAAACAUCCUUCGAAGUUUGGUGCUAUCGCGAUUGAUCCAGUUCUUAAACAAGAGCUUAAAAGUGACUUGGACAAAUUUGUGGGCAGAAAAAAGUAUUACACUAGAGUUGGAAGGUCUUGGAAAAGAGGGUAUCUUCUUUAUGGUCCACCAGGAACAGGAAAAACAAGUUUGAUUGAUGCCGUUGCUAAUUACCUCAAAUUCGAUAUCUAUGAUAUGGAAUUAACAGCAGUUAAAACCAAUAGUCAUCUGAGAAAUCUCUUGAUUGCAACUAAAAGUAAAUCAGUGAUUGUGAUUGAAGAUAUUGAUUGUUCGCAAGAUUUUUCAAGUCGUGAAAAGGAGAAUACAAAUGACGAUGAUAAUGAUAAGGGAAGAAGUUCUAGAGCUGAUAAAGAAAAGAAAAAGAAAGUUUUGGCUAAGAAUUAUUUGCAAAUCCAAAAACAUGAGAUUAUGAAUGAAGUUAAAGAAUUGUUGAAGUUCGUUAGAAUCACGCCAGCUGAUGUUGCAGAGUUUCUUAUGAGUUGUGAUGAUGACGCAGACAUUGGUUUAGGAAAUUUGGUUAAAGAAUUGAAGAGGAGAUUGGAGUUGAUGAACAAAGAAGAUACCAUUGACCAAAAUAAAAAAGAAGCAGCCACUAUACAAGAAAAAGAAGAAGUUCAUUCUGAAAAUAUGAAUUUGAAGGGGUGUAAUGAUGCUAAAGAAUGUUAG
This is a messenger RNA of Papaver somniferum (opium poppy), 1275 nucleotides long. RefSeq names its product AAA-ATPase At3g28540-like. Lineage: Eukaryota; Viridiplantae; Streptophyta; Magnoliopsida; Ranunculales; Papaveraceae. Gene Ontology annotation, molecular function: ATP binding; ATP hydrolysis activity. The transcript is spliced from 3 exons. The record is from RefSeq and is a predicted model, not a curated record. The coding region runs from base 1 to 1275 and encodes 424 amino acids.